GAGUUGGCUUCUCCAGUGAUCAAUAUCGGGUUGGGAAUACGGAGUCUGCAACUCGUCCAGCGUCCAGAGAUCGUCUACCAUCCCGUCUUCUAAUCUUUUCCCAAAGGAGGCGAUGGGCAUGGCGUCGGAUGCCACUCAACAGCCGACUCCCAGCGAGGCCACGCCCGACCAAGUUCAGGCCUUGCUCGAGGCUGCUAGAUAUGAUGACAUUGAAGAUGUGGUGAGCUUAUACUCUGUGGGUGUUUCUCUUAACUCCAAAGAUUCUCAAGGGCAAACAGGUCUUCACAUGGCUUCUGCUAAUGGGCACCUUGACAUUGUGGAGUAUCUCAUAAGUAAUGGAGCGGACGUUAAUGCUGCUAACUCAGAAAAGAAUACUCCCCUUCAUUGGGCCUGCCUCAAUGGUCAUAUUGAGGUGGUCAAGACUUUGAUCCAGAAUGGAGCUAGCUUAAGUGUGCUGAACAGCCAUGAGCGGACUCCAAUGGAUGAAGCUGUUGGUAGGGGAAAGAUGGAGGUGAUUGAUGCAAUCAAUGCAGCAGUAGCCCAAGCUGAACUUAAUGGUGUGAGUGUUUCUUAGCAUUGUGAGCUGUGCUUAUAUUUUUCACUUUUAAAAGGAUUGCUUGCAUUUAGGAUGUGGUGACUUUGUUUUACAUUAACCCAAGUGUAGUCCAAGGGAUGAUCCUUCCAUCGGGUAUCAUCAUCGACUCCACAGGUUUAUGCCUGUAAACUGAAAAGAAAUCUAUAUGUAUGAUUACCCCUUUGCCUCUGAAAAUUUGUAUGAUGCGGUCUGCAAUAAUAUUCUGUUCUGCAGGUUUAUUGUGCAUUCCAUUCCAAAGUGAUCUUA
This is a messenger RNA of Elaeis guineensis (African oil palm), 841 nucleotides long. RefSeq lists its product as uncharacterized. Gene Ontology annotation, molecular function: protein binding; ubiquitin-protein transferase activity. Gene Ontology annotation, biological process: protein K6-linked ubiquitination. Lineage: Eukaryota; Viridiplantae; Streptophyta; Magnoliopsida; Arecales; Arecaceae. Gene Ontology annotation, cellular component: BRCA1-A complex; BRCA1-BARD1 complex. The record is from RefSeq and is a predicted model, not a curated record.